AGCACGCUCCGGUCCAGUUCCGGAUGUGACGCAGUGAGAUAUCGGAGUGACAGAAGGCAGCGGGCACCGGGGUUGAUCCUCGGGGCUGCCCGGUAUUGACCACGCUGCUUGACGCGGCUAGCAAAAGCUGUCAUGGGCGGCAGCGGAUCAAGAGCCCGGGGUCUAUGGCCCUUCUCUUCACAGGGAGCGGAGAGCCCUGGCAGCAACACUGAGCAGAGCGUGGCCCGGGUUCGAAAGGCUACCCCGUUCAUCUUCACCCGGCGCGGGUCUAUGUAUUUUGAUGAAGACGGUGACCUAGCACAUGAAUUCUACGAGGAAACAAUUGUGACCAAGAACGGCCGGAAACGUGCAAAACUGAAACGUAUCCACAAGAACCUGCGGCCCCAGGGCACCAUCAAGUUAGACCAUCCAUGUAUCCAUGUGGAUUUCCCCAUUGUACUAUGUGAGGUCUGACUUUACCAUCCUCGCCUGCCAAGCUGCGCCCUCCUCUACCAACCUUUGCACCCUAUGCUGUGCUCCUGAGACACGGAGCCGGAAAAGAGUGAAGGGGGAGGCACAGGGACCCCCUCCCAAAAUGGACUUCUGAGUGGAAUGUGCAGAGACGAUGACUGGGCUGUGAAGAGACAAUUAACCCACACUCUGCCAUGACUGACAAGACCAAUGCUGGGGUGUAAUGUUCUGAGAAUGCGCUGGUCUGUGGACGGCAGGACAUCUUCUAUCCUCUCGCUUUAAUACUUUCCAAGGUCUGCACUGUCCUUCUGGGAGGCUCUGUCUCCAACCUCAAUCCUCAUUGGGGGACAUGUCUCAGUACUGACAGUGUAACCGCUCACAGCUGCCUAGUGCACCAGGCUGUAGGUGGAUAGGUGCCGACCUGGCACCAUCUUGGGCAUAAGUUCUAGUUUCUGAGUCUUCUGGCCCCCAGCACCAGUGGUCCGGCCUCCCAGCCUCUAUUUCAAUGGUCUUAAUAUUAUCCAGCACAUGUAGAGAUGUCAGUCGGCCUCAGCUACACAGAGUUUGGAAAGUGUGACCAGCUUGUUCCCCUAUUAAAGGGGUGCUCUGCACUAUGAGGGGGGACAUUGACAUUCGUCUCCUAUAUGAUGCACUGUUGAUGCAGGAAAUUCCCUGGUACAAUCACACUUAUAUGGAAGGUUAGGGUGGGCACCAUAGCUCCCGGCUGCCUGCUUUUAUUUAUUACAUGUAUGUUUUAGUUUCAUGUCCUAUAUUCCCGAGCUGUGAAGCGCCUCUAUGCCCCAUGAGCCCUGGUCAGACUGUGACAUAUACAAGGCAGCGGGAGAUAUCAGGGGCGCUGGGAAACUCUUCCCAAUAAAACCUAUGUUUGUAAG
Messenger RNA from Hyla sarda, 1343 nucleotides. RefSeq names its product tumor suppressor 2, mitochondrial calcium regulator (gene TUSC2). The coding region runs from base 133 to 453 and encodes 106 amino acids. The record is from RefSeq and is a predicted model, not a curated record. The transcript is spliced from 3 exons. Gene Ontology annotation, biological process: regulation of mitochondrial membrane potential; inflammatory response. Gene Ontology annotation, cellular component: mitochondrion. Lineage: Eukaryota; Metazoa; Chordata; Amphibia; Anura; Hylidae.